AUGGCCGCAGACGCCGGCGACCAGCCCAACGCCGUCCUCCCGCCAAUGCCGCCGCCGGUUCUGGAGGAGGAGGAGGAACAGGAGCAGGAACGGGAGCAGGAGCAGCCGGUGGCCGCCGCCGCGCUGCCUCAGCCGCUCGAAUCGGCCGGCUUACAGCUGGGGGGCUCCGUUUUGGGGCCUGGUCCAGCGGACGAGGAUGGAGACAAGGAGACCUCCCAAGACAAAAGUCCCUUCAUUUCAGCUCCAGCGGACAAGGAGGAUUUCCAGGACGACUAUGAUCGUCAUAUGAGAUGGAACAUUAUGAACCGUCGUGGACAAAGAUAUCACUGUCAUGAACUUAACAGAAGAGAUCAUGGUCAUGAACUUAACGGAAGAGAUCACAGAUAUUAUGUUGGUCAUGAACUUAACGGAAGAGAUCACAGAGAUUAUCUUGGUCAUGAACUUAACCGAAGAGAUCACAGAGUUUAUUUUGCUCAUGAACUUAACGGUUACAGAUAUAGUAAUCGGUAUUCAUCGUAUCAUGAUAAUCCUCUACGAUUUGGAAAUGAUUAUCUCGAUAGGAGUUAUGGUCCUUGUGGAUAUGAAGACAGACGAAUGUAUCGUCAUCAUACGAAUCAGCAGAGUCUGAUGUAUUCUGAUGAUUAUAAAGAUCCUCCCUGCUGUUCUGUCAUUCAACCUUGUGAGAAAAACUACCCUGUGGGUUCUUCUCUUUAUAAUCCCGAGAAGUGGAUAUGUUUCCUCAAUUGCAUAUUACAGUGUGUGGUUCACACUGUACCCCUUGUGUCCAAGCUUCUGAGUGAUCAUCACCAAGGUCCAUGCCCUAGUGGUUCGGAUGAAUUCUGCUGUUACUGCUCCCUACGAUUUCAUGCUGCUGAAGUUAUUGUGCACUCUGGAGAUGUUCUCUACCCCAGGAAAUUCGUCAAACUUCUGAAUUUAAUAUUUCCAGAUUCUGUAUCGGGACGACAUGAAGAUGCACACGAAUUCCUCCGCUGCUUACUUGAUAAAUUAGAUGAGGUCUCUUCUAUUGUCAAAGAAAUAUUUGGAGGCCAGCUGAAAAGCCAGUUGUAUUGUCCAGAGUGCAAUCAUUGCUCAGACAGAUUGGAGCCUUUCCUUGACCUCAACUUGGAGGUUAACCAGAUGGAAUCUGUAAUAGAUGCGCUAAAGUCUUUCACAAAGAUUGAGGUGGUUGAAAAUUUCAUUUGUGAUGGAUGCAAAUCUCGUGUGAAUAUGGAAAAGCACUUCAAGGUGGAGCAGGCUCCAGAAGUUCUUGUAAUCCAGCUGAAACGGUUUCAAAAUUUGGAGAGUUGUACAUCUAAGAUUGAAGACAUGGUGAAUUAUCAGUUAGAGCUGGAUUUAAAACCCUUCAUGAGCUCUCCGGAUGAUAAACCUCAAAACUAUGAUUUGUAUGGAGUUGUAGAACACUUGGGUACUCCAUCAAAAGGUCACUAUGUUUGUUUUAUCCGUUCGUCACAAAAAGAUUGGUUUUUCUUCAAUGACGAUAAGGUUGUAAAAUGGAGUGAGGAUGGAGUUUUGGACAAUAAAGCAUACCUUUUGUUCUAUGUCAAGCAAGGUUCAUGCCGGUGGUUCUCUACCUUACUAAAGAAAAAGGACAUAUUGCCGUUGGAUCAUUUAAAAGAAGUGGAAGAACGGUUCAACAAGGAAAUUGAUUCAAGUGACAGUGAUGGGAGCAAUCACGGUGGUAGUGAUAGUUAUGAACAAGAUACCACGCGGCAUUGCUUUGGUUCACCAGCAGAGAAAAAUGAAGCUGGUCCUAGUUCGGCAGGCUUAACACAACAAGAAAAUGAUAAUGGUAGUAUCUUGUGGAAUGCACCUGACCAAAAUGAAGUAAGUUGCAGCCUGGGUGGAUCGCCAUCUGAAGAGACAGAUAACCCCCACCCCCCUUCCCGAUCACGUGCGAUAAAUGGAUAUGUUGGUGGGUUGGCGUUGCUAUUGGAGAACAAAGAAAACGUCAGCCCACAGGGAUCACAUGACAUCAAGGAAUUGAGCCAUAGCAUACAUGGAUCAUCAUCACAGGCUAAUGAUGCAGGCUCCCACGGAGGGUCGCCACAAGAGAUUGAGAGCAGCUGCAGCUUACUCCAAUCAUCAUCACAGAAACAAGAAUACGACUGUCCUCCUGAAAGCUCGUCUUUCCGUAAAGACGAUGAGAUGAGCAGCUGUUGUGAUUCUCCUGCUGGACCGCUGUGCGCAUGUAGGAGGAUGGGCAUCUCAAGAUGGUGGGUACGCAAGCAGAGCAAGGAAGCGGAUGAAGCUCAGGUCCGCAGGUGCAAGGAACGUGAAGCAGAAGAAGAAGGAUGUGAGCUUAAGGAAGCUACUGGUGAGGAAGAGUGCAACGUGGGCGUCAAGAGGGAGGUAUAGGAGAAGGCGAAGGUAGCAGGAGACAGCAGCACAAAGGAGUACUGAGUAGCUAUUACCUAUUAACACCGCAGCAAGGAAUUUUUGUGCCGAGUAGAGCAGUGGCACUGUACUCUUGGGGCGCUUUUAUCAGAUGUCUGAGCCUUGCGAAACUGUACUUGUCCAAUGCUGGAAGUGUUUGUCUUGUUGCAGGCAAUUUGCCUCCAAGCGACGCUGCACCGUGGGAUGAAUUCACAAUGAGAGGAAAUCUGCAGCCACCGUAGUUGGUCCAUUAUUGAAUCUCGGGGUCUCUGGACCUGCUUUACUCUCUUUACCUCUAUUAGUAGUAAUUGUGUAUGUACAAUGGAUGGGUCAAUUAGUACAUGAAAAAUUAUUAGUCAGAAAAAAAAAUACUCAAAUAACCGUAAUUUUGAAUUGUAUAAAGUAAAUUGUAACCAAUGCCAUGUCCUCAU
Brachypodium distachyon (stiff brome) is the source of this 2825-nucleotide messenger RNA. RefSeq names its product ubiquitin carboxyl-terminal hydrolase 21. Gene Ontology annotation, biological process: protein deubiquitination. The coding region runs from base 1 to 2376 and encodes 791 amino acids. The transcript is spliced from 12 exons. Gene Ontology annotation, molecular function: cysteine-type deubiquitinase activity; cysteine-type endopeptidase activity. The record is from RefSeq and is a predicted model, not a curated record. Gene Ontology annotation, cellular component: cytosol; nucleus. NCBI's taxonomy places the organism in Eukaryota, Viridiplantae, Streptophyta, Magnoliopsida, Poales, Poaceae.